Messenger RNA from Selaginella moellendorffii, 1365 nucleotides. RefSeq names its product protein FAM136A. Bases 78 to 500 code for a protein of 140 amino acids. Gene Ontology annotation, cellular component: cytoplasm. The record is from RefSeq and is a predicted model, not a curated record. The transcript is spliced from 5 exons. Lineage: Eukaryota; Viridiplantae; Streptophyta; Lycopodiopsida; Selaginellales; Selaginellaceae.
GACUAAGGGCAUCCUUUAGGGUUGUUAAAAGGAAAACUAAAAUUCCAGUUAGGGUUUAGGGUUUAGGUCCAGCCGCGAUGGAGGCCAUGGAGACCCUCCAGCGGGAUCUCAAUGACGCGCUCACGGAGGCGAUGGGCGAGGUGAAUGAGUACGUCUUCUUCACGCUCCAGAGAAAUUUCUACAAAUGUGCCUACCGCUGCUUCGACGAGCACACGACGGUGUCCCGGGUUGAGCCGUGCGUCCAGCAAUGCGGCGCUCCUCCGCAGAGAGCGCAGAACAUAAUCUCCAACGAGCUCUCGAGCUUCCAGGAACGGAUCCAGCGAAGUGUACUGGUUUGCAGGGACAAAUUUGACGAGCAGCGAGACAUUGCGGCUCUCACGGAAGACGAACUCGCCAGGAAUGCAAAAGACUGCGUCGAGAGAGCUGUCAAAGGACACAUCACCGGGAUCCCAAAAUUGAUGGCCAGAAUAAAGUCCCAGAUCACCGUCAAGGAGGACUGAAAUCUCUGGAGCAUUUUUGUAGUAAGAUCUUUUUUUCUUCUUCCAUCUUUUCCUUUUGUUGUUUCAUUCUUUUGCUCUCGCCGUUCUUGUGUCUUUGUUCCCUUGGCACAUAUCGAAGGUUGGCCUGGUAACUUACUGCCAUUUCAGCUCAAAAGUUGUGCUAGAUCGACCGCUGCCUGGGAGAGAACUGUGCAGCGGCCUAGAGAAACAGUGGCUGCUCCACUCUCGAUCCAAGCAACACACUGUUUCGAGUGUGAGUGGGUUUGCUCUCGAUUCAAACUCUCUUGUCUCUCUUGUUUCGACUGUAUUGUGUAAGCUUUUUCCAGGUGUGUUCCAUAGCGUUCAUCGUCCCUUCCGAAUGAGACCACCAAACAGGCUAGACAGUUCUUCUCGUCGCAUAGCUAUCGAUUCCUCUCCACGAGAAAAGUUUCUUACUUGUGGAGUGGAGUGAAGAUAAAAAGCCGCAGCCAGCGAGCCAUCCAGCGCGAGUUUUAAUGCCUGGUGACAAAGGAAGAGUUUUCACGGCAUUGGGGGUAUGGAAAAAGAAAGAAAUGGAUCUUAAACAUGGAAGAUAGUCUCGCAGCUUUUGCUUGAAGAAACAGUUUUUGGCUGGCCACGAAUCUCUGGGUUGGGCGAUCCAUGAUUUCAAACCAAAUUGGUAGAGGUAGGCUAUUGCAGUUCUUCCUUUUUGUCUACCUCUUUGUGUCAAGUCUAGCAACAGUGAUUCGAGUGAUUUCUUUUGUAAAUCCAGGGACGCUUAAAGUUAAAAGCCAAGGAUUGAUCAAAUCAGAGUGACAAAGUCUCGCCAAGUUUGUUUCGUCGUUAAGUUCGUUGGACAACAAAAAUGAAUGAUGCCAUUAUAUUC